GGGGAGAUACCCAUAUCAUAUCAGAAAAAUAUCUCACAAGCGGAUGGAAAAUACGAACAUGGUAAUGAAAGUGAUCAGCUGGUUGAGCAAGCCAAAAAGGUGAAUAUCAAAGGUGUGGAAAAACAGGGAAAUCAAGAAGAGGAUGAAAAAGAGCUGACUGACCUAUUCACCCCAGAGGAGGCGGAUGCCCAAAUGGUGAAUACCUCGUCGGGGGAGACGCAAGAAAAACAAGACGAAGAGAUGGUGGCAGAAGAUUUGAAAGGAUCACAAAAGGACGUAUCCGCAGGGGAAGAAGCAGCUGUAGAUGAAGCAACGGCGCAGAUUGAUCGGGAAGAGGGCAAAGAAGGAAAACCAUCAGAACCGUCAGAGGAAGAAACAGUGGUAGGCUCCAAAGCGGAAUCCGAAGCGGGAGACCAAGACACGAAUGACACGGACGAUGAACACGAUGAUGAUGGCGAUGAUGAGGAGGAAGAGGAAGAGGAAGAAGAUGAAGCGCAGGAGGGACAGGAAGCCGAAAAAGCAGCCGAGGAAGACAAAGACGCUUCCCCAAAUGGCAAGCAAGCUCAACAGGGGGGUUGUCAAGGUUGCCCCGAUAUAGCAAAACAUUUUAAAUCAAAGGAAGAGUUCCUGAAGCACCUGAUCAAGCCAAUUGAAGAAGACAAAGAACAUGAAAAUGGAGUCAGUGACCUUACCAAAAUGUUGGCUCACUUUUUUUUACAAUUAUAA
This is a messenger RNA of Plasmodium cynomolgi strain B, 726 nucleotides long. RefSeq lists its product as hypothetical. The transcript has a single exon. The annotation marks the transcript as partial. The record is from RefSeq and is a predicted model, not a curated record. NCBI's taxonomy places the organism in Eukaryota, Apicomplexa, Aconoidasida, Haemosporida, Plasmodiidae.